GGAGAAAGAGCUCGCGGCUUGGUGGACAGCUCGCGUUCUCAUCUGCAGUCCAAAGUGUCCUUGAGUGCUUUAUACACUUCAUGAAAAAAAUGAAACAUUUGCCUCAGCAGUUAUAUUUGCUUUCAGACUUUUUUUAAUCCUCUCAUUUUCAUGUCACGUAUCUAAAAUUUGAUCUAAAUAAAUUUAAAUCAAAUUAACCUAUAUUUAAUAUAAGACUAUUUUUUAUUAAAGUAAAUCCUAAAUGAUAUGUGACUGCAGAUGCUAUCUUUAUGUAACCACAUGGCUCUUCACGUCUUAUCAGGGCCACUGGGCAAGGGAAGAUCGCUAGGACCUGCAGUGUGUUAGUGUCUGUCUGAGGUUGAUUAAAUCUGAGACCGAUAGCCUGAUAAUAAGGGCUUUAUUUUUGUAUUUUCUCUUUCACUUUUAACAUCACAGAGUUUCUACACCACUUUGACAGUGGCAGGAAAAGCUCGCCUCCCUGGGCCUCCCUGGGCCUCGCUGGGGGCCUCGCUGCCACCGCAGCGUCCUCUCCUUGCUGGCAAAGCCCUGGCGAGGCCCUGCCCAGCUCCUUGACCCUGUAGAAAACUGGAAGAUAGUUUUAGAGCCAUCCCAGAAUUCAUGAUGAGGUGGAAAAUAAUAUACUUAAGGAGCUAAGACUAUUAAUCCUUAAUGUUUAGAGGGUGAUAAAAAGAAACAGCCUCUAAGAAUCCCAGUAUGCAUGACAUUUUGUGCAGAGGAUAAAGACCAGUUGUUCCAAACUCAGGACACUGUUAUGAGUUUAGAUAGUACGUAAGUGGUAAUUCCUUGAUUAUGCAAUCUCCCUGCUGUUAACUUUAGAUACCAAAGAGGAACCACACCAUGUCCUUCUUCUGUGGUCUUUAAAAAAGGAUUAUGUUUGGUCUUACUGAAAUAAUACAGUUUACUCCUGCAUGAAUUCCAUGGUGAUAGAAUUUUAAAGGUUCAAACUAGCAUUACAGUUUUGUUUUGCUUUGUUUUAAUACACAGCUCCAGAAUGGCAGAAGACGACCCAUAUUUGGGAGGGCAUGAACAAAUGUUUCCUUUGAAUCCUUUGAAUCAUACAAUAUUUAAUCCAGAAUUAUUUCAGCCAGAGAUGGCACUGCCAACAGAUGGCCCAUAUCUUCAAAUAUUAGAGCAACCUAAACAGAGGGGGUUUCGCUUCCGCUACGUGUGUGAAGGCCCGUCCCACGGCGGACUGCCCGGCGCCUCCAGUGAAAAGAACAAGAAGUCCUACCCGCAGGUCAAAAUCUGCAACUAUAUGGGACCAGCAAAGGUUAUUGUUCAGUUGGUCACAAAUGGAAAAAAUAUCCACCUGCAUGCGCACAGCCUGGUGGGAAAGCACUGUGAGGAUGGGAUCUGCACUGUGAAUGCUGGACCCAAGGACAUGGUGGUCGGCUUUGCAAACCUGGGUAUACUGCAUGUGACAAAGAAAAAAGUAUUUGAAACACUGGAAGCACGAAUGAUAGACGCGUGUAUAAGGGGCUAUAAUCCUGGACUCUUGGUGCACCCUGACCUUGCGUAUUUGCAAGCGGAAGGUGGUGGGGACCGCCAGCUCACAGACCGGGAGAAGGAGCUCGUGCGCCAGGCGGCCCUCCAGCAGACCAAGGAGAUGGACCUCAGCGUGGUGCGCCUCAUGUUCACCGCCUUCCUCCCCGACAGCACCGGCAGCUUCACGCGGCGCCUGGAGCCCGUGGUGUCCGACGCCAUCUACGACAGCAAAGCUCCCAAUGCAUCCAACUUGAAGAUUGUAAGAAUGGACAGGACAGCUGGCUGUGUAACUGGAGGGGAAGAAAUCUAUCUUCUCUGUGACAAAGUUCAGAAAGAUGACAUCCAGAUUCGCUUUUAUGAAGAGGAGGAAAGCGGCGGAGUCUGGGAAGGGUUUGGAGACUUUUCCCCCACAGACGUUCAUAGACAAUUUGCCAUUGUCUUCAAAACUCCAAAGUAUAAAGAUGUCAACAUUACAAAACCAGCCUCUGUGUUCGUCCAGCUUCGAAGGAAAUCUGAUUUGGAAACUAGUGAACCAAAACCUUUUCUCUACUAUCCUGAAAUCAAAGAUAAAGAGGAAGUGCAAAGGAAGCGGCAGAAGCUCAUGCCCAAUUUCUCGGACAGCUUCGGUGGCGGCAGUGGUGCCGGAGCUGGAGGCGGAGGCAUGUUUGGUAGUGGCGGUGGAGGAGGGGGUGCUGGAAGUACAGGUCCAGGAUACGGCUUCCCGAACUAUGGAUUUCCUACCUAUGGCGGAAUCACCUUCCAUCCUGGAGCCACCAAAUCGAAUGCUGGGAUGAAGCAUGGAACUUUAGACACUGAAUCUAAAAAUGACCCUGAAGGUUGCGACAAGAGUGAUGACAGAGAGACUGUGAAUCUCUCUGGGAAAGUUGCUGGAACCACAGAGCAAGACAAGGCGUCCGGCAAGCCCAGCAGCGGGGAUGCAGAGGGGGUGCAGGACGAGAACUCCAGGUUCCAGGGUCAUCCUAGACUGUACUUGGAAGACUUCUUCUAUAAAAGGAAAGGAUAUGUAUGGACACAUCAGAACACAUGCUGGUGGCCGGGCCACUCACGCCAUACCUACAGAGCAAGCGCGAGACCCAGCUGCGGCUGUGCUCCUUGCCUUCCAGAUAACCUCUUUCUGGAGAAGGCCAUGCAGCUGGCCAAGAGACACGCCAGCGCCCUCUUCGACUAUGCGGUGACGGGAGACGUGAAGAUGCUGCUGGCUGUCCAGCGCCAUCUCGCCGCGGCGCAGGAUGAGAAUGGGGACAGUGUCUUACACUUAGCAAUCAUCCACCUUCAUGCUCAGCUUGUGCGGGAUCUGCUAGAAGUCACUUCUGGGUUGAUUUCUGAUGAAAUUAUCAACAUGAGAAAUGACCUGUACCAGACACCCUUGCACCUGGCAGUGCUCACCAAGCAGGAAGAAGUGGUGGAGGAUUUGCUGAGAGCCGGGGCCGACCUGAGCCUUCUGGACCGCCUGGGGAACUCUGUCUUGCACCUGGCUGCCAAAGAAGGACAUGAGACAGUUCUCAGCAUCUUACUCAAGCACAAAAAGGCAGCACUACUUAUCAACCACCCCAAUGGGGAAGGUCUGAGCGCCAUCCACCUAGCCAUGGUGAGCAACAGCCUGCCCUGUCUGCUGCUGCUGCUGGCCGCCGGGGCGGACGUCAACGCCCAGGAGCAGAAGUCUGGGCGCACGGCCCUGCACCUGGCCGUGGAGCACGACAACAUCUCCUUGGCCGGCUGCCUGCUUCUGGAGGGUGACGCCCACGUGGACAGCACCACCUACGAUGGAACUACGCCCCUGCACAUAGCGGCUGGGAGAGGGUCCACCAGGCUGGCAGCUCUUCUCAAAGCAGCAGGCGCGGACCCCCUGCUGGAGAACUGCGAGCCCCUCUAUGACCUGGAGGACUCCUGGGACAGUGCUGAGGAGGACGAAGGCGUCGUGCCGGGAACCACACCGCUGGACAUGGCCGCCAGCUGGCAGCAGGUAUUUGACAUAUUGAAUGGGAAACCGUAUGAGCCAGAGUUUGCAUCUGAUGAUUUACUAGCACAAGGAGACAUGAGACAGCUGACUGAAGAUGCAAAGCUGCAGCUCUGCAAGUUGCUGGAAGGGCCUGAUCCAGACAAAAACUGGGCUGCUCUGGCACAGAAGCUGGGGCUGGGGGUGCUUAACUGCGCCUUCCGGCUGAGCCCCGCUCCCGCCAAAACGCUCAUGGACAACUAUGAGGUCUCGGGGGGCACGGUCCAGGAGCUGGUGGGGGCGCUGAGGCAGAUGGGCCACGAGGAAGCCAUCGCAGUGAUCCAGGCAGCCUCCGGCCCCCGCACGGCCGCCCCGCCGCCCCGCUCGCCCUGCUCCACAAGGCAGCAAAUAGACGAGCUCCGAGACAACGACAGCGUCUGCGACAGCGGCGUGGAGACCUCCUUCCGCAGACUCAGCUUCUCGGAGCCUCUGAGCAGCAGCAGCCCGCUGCUGCCUCUGAACAAAAUGCCCCCCGACUUCGGGCAGGAGGGACCUAUCGAAGGCCAGAUUUAGUGCGGGAGCCGCCGCGUGAACCAAAGCCCUAAAGUUCCACGGCAGCGCCCCAAGGAAGGAAGGUAAAGUGCGUCCAGAGGUGCUCGGAGGAAAGCUGGCCUGCCUGAUUGGUCCUCGAUUUAAUUCAAGGCCGUUUGAACUUGACUUCCUUUCUUGGCUCGCAACUGAGUUCCAGUCCGGUUCACCUGCAGAUGGUGCCUAGCAGUCUCGGGCUGGCUGGGCCACGGCCUGGGCCGGUGGCUGAUUGAGCUUUGCUGGCUGCUCCGGGAUCACGGGUGCUUCUGUUGUUGCUGCUGCUGCCCCUGCUGCCUCCCGCUGUCAUUAAAAGAUGUCACUGUCCCCACUCUGUGUUCUCUCUGGCCAUCCACAGCAUCCAGCUUAAGAAUAAGAAAAGGGAUAUUUUAAAAUGAGAGUCACUUGGUGUGCAAUAAAAGAGGCUCAUUGCUUUUUCUAAGGUGGUUAUCUCUGUGAUUUGAAAAAAGAGAACAUGUACUUGUCAAUAUUUAAACAUGGUUACAAUCAGUGCUGAAAGUGGUAUUUUCCCCCUUUUCUGCAUUUUGCUAUUGUAAAUAUGUUUUUUAGAUCAAAACUUUAAAGAAAAAAUGUUGGAUUUAUAAAUGCUAUUUUUAUUUUACUUUUAUAAUAAAAGGAAAAGCAAAUUGAUGACCUCA
Molecule: messenger RNA, 4707 nt
Organism: Microcebus murinus (gray mouse lemur)
Lineage: Eukaryota; Metazoa; Chordata; Mammalia; Primates; Cheirogaleidae
Source: RefSeq, a predicted model, not a curated record